CCUUGUGGUAUCAGGGCCCUUCCUUUCCAGUGAAUAGUUGUAAGAGGAAGGUCCCAUUGGUCCCUAAGACCUUCCACUUUAGUUGGUUCUCCAGGUCUGCCUUUGAGUGUUGGCGCCAUUUAUUGAAGGUUUUCUGUGUCCCAAGCACUGAGUAAGGCCAGGUUCUGAUUGCCGGGGGCUCCUGGUCUCCUGGAGCUUAUUUCAUUGAUGACAGGGUGGCGUUGGUGCCAGUUCCGAGGUCCUGAUGCUUGAGCUGAGUUUGGAAUCAUGGGUGGAGAUGCUGAGAUGGAAGAGCGUAUGGGAUGACGGUCGUAGGAAGCCCUGGAAGUUUGGACCUGUACACCGUCCUCCACUGAUGCAGAGAAGCCCCAUGGAGUCACUGAGUGUCCCGCAGAGACAUACUCUUCCCCAGAGGGACUGCCUGUGUCUUCAUGCAGCCAUGGACCUGGAUAAACCAUCUGUCUGGGGCUCAUUAAAACAGCGGACCAGGCCUUUGUUGAUCAACCUGAGCAAGAGGAAGGUGAAGAAGACCUCGAGCAAAGCCCUGGACUUACGGGCCCAGCAUCACCUGGACCGCCGCCUGAGCCUGUCCGUCCCAGACCUCCUGGAGGCUGAGGCCCUGGCCCCCGAGGGGCGGCCUUACUCCGGCCCCCAGUCAUCCUACACCUCGGUGCCCAGCAGCCUGUCGACGGCCGGCAUUGUUCCCAAGAGCAGCAGUAGCUCUUUGAAACAGUCUGAAGAAGAACUGGAUUGGAGUCAGGAGGAAGUGGGCCCCUUCCAUGUGGUGGAAACAGACUCCGAGGAGACUUUCACCUCUCCCACGGAGGACAGGAGAGCUUCCAGCAAUGGUACCUUUGGUCUGCUCCAGAAAACGCCCCCUGGAGAGGAUGCCCCUGAAGGGCCAGAGAAGCUCUGUGGAAGUGGUGAUCUGAAUGCUGCUCUGACAUCUCAACAUUUCGAAGAGCAAUCUGGUCUCAGGGAAGCUGGCGAUGGCUUGAGUAACCUGCCCAGCCCUUUUGCCUACCUCCUCACCAUCCACCUGAAGGAAGGUCGGAACCUGGUGGUCCGGGAUCGCUGUGUCCUCUUUGAUACGCAACCUCCGGCUCUCAGAGUCCUUGAAAAAGAACCAACUCUGGAACGGGAUUAUAAGUAUAACUUUGUUGGAAGGAAGGAAUGUCUCAGGCGGAAGCAUGGCAGAGAUGUUUGUCCAGUUAAAACUGGGAGAUCAGAGGUAUAAAAGUAAGACACUGUGUAAGAGUGCAAAUCCGCAGUGGCAGGAACAGUUUGACUUUCACUACUUCUCUGACAGGAUGGGCAUUUUGGACAUUGAAGUGUGGGGAAAGGACAGCAAAAAGCACGAGGAACGUUUGGGCACGUGUAAAGUGGAUAUCUCAGCCCUCCCACUCAAGCAAGCCAACUGCUUGGAGCUGCCAUUGGAAAGCUGCCAGGGGACCCUUCUGAUGCUGGUCACCCUCACGCCCUGUUCAGGGGUCUCGGUCUCAGAUUUGUGUGUGUGCCCCUUGGCAGACCCCAGCGAGAGAAAGCAGAUCGCCCAGCGCUUUUGCUUACAGAACUCCCUGAAAGAUAUGAAGGAUGUCGGCAUUUUACAAGUGAAAGUUUUAAAGGCGGUAGAUCUCUUAGCAGCAGAUUUCUCAGGGAAGAGCGAUCCCUUUUGCUUGUUGGAGUUAGGAAAUGACCGACUUCAGACACAUACCAUUUACAAAAACCUCAACCCUGAGUGGAACAAAGUUUUUACAUUUCCCAUUAAAGAUAUCCAUGAUGUUUUGGAAGUGACAGUGUUUGAUGAAGAUGGAGAUAAACCUCCUGAUUUUCUUGGAAAAGUUGCCAUUCCCUUGCUGUCAAUUCGAGAUGGACAAACAAACUGUUACGUACUGAAGAAUAAAGAUUUAGAACAAGCUUUUAAAGGAGUUAUUUACUUGGAGAUGGACCUCAUAUAUAAUCCGAUCAAAGCAAGUAUUCGGACCUUUACUCCCAGAGAAAAGAGGUUUGUUGAAGAUGGCCGCAAGCUGUCCAAAAAGAUCUUAUCCAGAGAUGUAGACCGAGUGAAGAGACUAACCAUGGCUAUAUGGAAUACAAUACAGUUCCUUAAAAGCUGCUUCCAGUGGGAAUCCACGCUGAGAAGUACAGUAGCAUUCGUGGUGUUUCUCGUUGCUGUCUGGAAUUUUGAACUCUACAUGAUCCCUCUGGCUUUAUUGCUCCUCCUUGUCUACAAUUCCAUCGGUCCCACAAGAGGGAAGGUGGGCAGCAUCCAGGACAACCAGGAGAGCCCUGACGUGGAUGAGGAGGAUGAUGAAGAUGACAAGGAAUCUGAGAAAAAGGGCUUAAUUAAAAGAAUCUACAUGGUACAGGAUAUUGUCUCAACUGUUCAAAACAUCUUGGAGGAAUUAGCCUCUUUUGGAGAAAGAAUUAAAAACACAUUUAACUGGACGGUCCCGUUCCUUUCAUUCCUGGCCUGUUUGAUGCUGGCAGCGGCCACCAUCACGCUGUAUUUCAUCCCGCUCCGGUACAUCAUUUUAAUCUGGGGCAUAAACAAAUUCACUAAGAAGCUUCGAAACCCCUAUGCCAUCGACAAUAACGAGCUUCUGGACUUCCUCUCCAGGGUACCAUCUGAUGUUCAAAAGGUGCAGUAUGCGGAGCUGAAGCCGGGCAGUAGCCAGAGCCCCGUUCGGAAGAAGCGCAGCGCGCUCUAGGACACACCCUGACUCUGGACACCAGCAGCUGACGGCGUGCUGGACUGACGAGACCGGUGUUCUCUGCCAUUCGGUGGUAGCCGUGGUGUCUUUCUGAAAUGCGUGCCAUGUUGAGCCCUGUCUUUACCCUCCCCAUCUUCAUGGCAUAGAUGCAUGUGCCCACGGGCGCAUCCGUGUGCAGGGGUAAUCAACUUUGCAUCUGGAGUCAGCCCAGUGAAAGGAAACACUCCAGAGACUGUAAAAGACUAAAAUCCCUUCUUCUAACAGGAGACUAAAGCAAGCUUCCAGGGGUCUCAGCACCCUCCUUGAGAACAGCCAGGAUGCCACUUGGAUGCAAGCGUGACUUUGAACUUGUUUUCAGAUCUCUAACAGUUUCACAUCAAGAUUCAGUUACAUUCGCUCGCACCCCCGCCCUCCUUUCAAAUGAUUGCUUUUUUUUUUCCUCUGAGUUAACAAGUCCUGGAUAGCCACCAUCUACCCAAAUAAUGUAUAUUAUAAAUAGAUUUUUUUUUAAUUAUUACCUGGAUCAUCCCAGUUCUUUGGGGGUCUUUCAGCCAUAACAACUAAAGACCUAGAUGUAAAAUUUCAGUAAGCUGCUUGGUGCUGGAUGCCAGCCUGCCUCCUGGUCCAUUGCUGGCAAUGGAUGCUCUAGAAUGUUCGGAGAGAUCAUUCGCCCAAAACGUGAAGGACUCAGUGAAAAUAUUUGGGUGCUUCAAAUAGCCAUUUCUGCUCAUGUUACUUUUUGCUUAUUUCCCAAAUGUAAUCUCAGUAGUAUAGCUUGAGAAAGAGUGGGGGGGGGUGGUGAACAAGUGAAUUCUGAGAGUAUUUAGAAAGAUAGACUGAGGAGCAAGGGACCAAUGAAUGUGGCUGCUUAUCUGAAUGUCAUAAUCCCUUCACUUACCUACACUUUUAAGAAAGUAAAAAUGCUGUAGCAAUCCACGUGGAUCUUUUGUUCCUAAGCAAAAUAAGCUACACAUAAUAAAAACAUAUAUCUCAGAACCCCAUUCCUAGAAAGGUACAAUCCCCAAAGUCUUUUUGAGUAUAUACUUUACCAUUUCGCUGUAACCUCCUCCAAGUAAAUAUCCCAGUUUUUGUGCAUAUAUAAAAUGAAUGCAACUACCUUUCUGUUCAAAUGAUAUUUAAGUUGUAAAGACUAUAUUUUGUUGACACAUACUUUGUAUGUGCAGUUUUAUAUGUAUAUAUCUAUAAAUAUAUGUAUUGUAAAGAAAAAUUCAAGUAAAAAGAUCUGAUUCAAUAGUGA
This is a messenger RNA of Bubalus bubalis (water buffalo), 3972 nucleotides long. RefSeq names its product multiple C2 and transmembrane domain containing 2 (gene MCTP2). Gene Ontology annotation, biological process: regulation of neurotransmitter secretion. The record is from RefSeq and is a predicted model, not a curated record. Gene Ontology annotation, molecular function: calcium ion binding. Gene Ontology annotation, cellular component: synaptic vesicle membrane. Lineage: Eukaryota; Metazoa; Chordata; Mammalia; Artiodactyla; Bovidae.